Messenger RNA from Piliocolobus tephrosceles (Ugandan red Colobus), 1919 nucleotides. RefSeq names its product EF-hand domain family member D1 (gene EFHD1). Bases 497 to 880 code for a protein of 127 amino acids. Gene Ontology annotation, molecular function: calcium ion sensor activity; calcium ion binding. NCBI's taxonomy places the organism in Eukaryota, Metazoa, Chordata, Mammalia, Primates, Cercopithecidae. Gene Ontology annotation, cellular component: mitochondrial inner membrane. The record is from RefSeq and is a predicted model, not a curated record. The transcript is spliced from 5 exons.
GGAGUGGUGUAGAACCUCGAGCCUGCGAGGAGCGCGCCACCCACCAGCUCCCUGCGCCCCGUCCCGCGUCCCCGCGUCCUGCGAUCCGCCGCCAUGGCUAGCGAGGAGCUGGCGCGCAAGCUGGAGCGCCGGCUGCGGCGCGAGGAGGCGGAGGAGAGCGGCCCCCAGCUGGCUCCCCUCGGCGCCCCAGCCCCGGAGUCCGAGCCCCCAGCCCGUGCGCCCACGGCCAGCGCCGACGCGGAGCUGAGCGCCCAGCUCAGCCGGCGGCUGGAUAUUAACGAGGGCGCCGCGCGACCCCGGCGCUGCAGGGUCUUCAACCCCUACACGGAGUUCCCAGAGUUCAGCCGCCGCCUCAUCAAGGACCUGGAGAGCAUGUUCAAACUAAUCUGAAACGGUGAUGUCAUGGAUGUCCUGCCAGUGCCAGAGUUCCGCAUUACCAAGACUCCAGUGAAACCUAAAAAGGUAUGACGCUGGGCGGGAUGGUUUCAUCGACCUGAUGGAGCUGAAGCUGAUGAUGGAGAAGCUGGGGGCCCCCCAGACCCACCUGGGCCUGAAGAGCAUGAUCAAGGAGGUGGACGAGGACUUCGAUGGCAAGCUCAGCUUCCGGGAGUUCCUGCUCAUUUUCCACAAGGCCGCGGCGGGGGAGCUGCAGGAGGACAGUGGGCUGAUGGCGCUGGCAAAGCUCUCCGAGAUCAAUGUGGCCCUGGAGGGCGUCAAAGGUGCCAAGAACUUCUUUGAAGCCAAGGUCCAAGCCUUGUCAUCAGCCAGUAAGUUUGAAGCAGAGUUGAAAGCUGAGCAAGAUGAGCGGAAGCGGGAGGAUGAGGAGAGGCGGCUUCGCCAGGCGGCCUUCCAGGAGCUCAAGGCCAACUUCAGUACAUAGUCCUGCUGACCUUGCCCUCUGCCCACAGCUGUGCCUCACAGAUGCCCCGGGAAGAGAUGACAGGCAUCUUCAUCACUGCUGCCAGUCCCCUCCCUGAGCCAGCGUCUCCACCCGUCACCCCAUGCCAGCUCCCAUGCCAGCCUUCAUUCCUCUCAGUGUCCAGACCCCUCCGGGAGGGUCCUGGGGUGGGCCAGAUGCCUGCCCACCUCUGUCUCCGGCCUCUGCUCCUCCACCCUGCCUGUAGCCAGAACUUGUAUCUUCUCAGCAACCUUCACUUCGUCCUUGUCCCUUUACCAUUCCACAUCCAAGAGUAGUCUGUAUGUCAAUUUGUCUUUUUGGGUCCUCAGAGAAAAUGCCCAUUUUCAAGAGGAAUUCUCUGCACUCCUGUCUGCUUCCCAUCCAGCUUCCCUGUUCUCAUCUUUGGUAGGAUUCUGCCAGUUGCUUUUACAUCUUCUGUUCCUGGGUAAUGGUGGGUCUUAAUGGGGGCUGGGUGGACCACUGCCCAUUCACUCUUCAACAGGAAGAACAGCAUGCCGCCACGGUGACACACAUUAGAGAAAGGACAGAGGUCUGCUCCUUCCUGCCACCUUUCUCCUGGCCCCUUAGCAUUCCCCCAGUCCCUCCCUCUUCAUCCUGCUCGUCUAUGUCUUCCCAGUUCAGUCUUUUUCCCACUCUUAAAUACUGUGCUACUUCACUGUAAGAUUGAAAGAACAGUUAGGAUACCAAUGAGUAAAAGGGUUCCUGGUCACUCUGACUCUGUGCAAAUUGUAUUACAGUAGACCCCUGACAUUCCCAAGUGACAGAUCCAGGGCCUUUCCAACAUCUCCAAAGUCGUGGCCAUACUCACCAUUAGCCAGUUUCUAACAUCUGUUUCAGGGUAUCGAACUGUAGAUGUUCUUACCCCCCAUACUUGUGAGUUCUUGGGGUUUCUCACAAAUACUAGGGGUUGUGUUGUAUUUUUAACAAAUAUAUCCUGUUGUCAUAUUUAUUCUCUUUUGUAACUGCUAUCUUUACAAUAAAGAAAUCACCUGCCUUUCUA